AAUGGAUUGUUUUCUUUUCUUCAUUCACCGGGUUUUGUGUGUGCGUUCCGAUAGCUGCGCUGGUUGAGUAAUUUUCCAGCAAAAUGUUGAAAAUUUUCACACACCGUAACCGGUACGUUGCGGGUGGUCUUUCGUUGGCAAAGCGGACGUUCCUUUCCGACGCGUACCAGUGUCGCGAUGCUUGGAAUGCACGUUUGGCCACUCCGAUCCUGGAGAAGAUCAAUCUGGAAACGCUGUACUACGAUUUGGAACAGCGGUUCCAGCAGAAACAGAAAAUUUCUGCCAUCGAUAUCGACAUCUACGCCAACAAGCUAGUGGAUGAUACGCACAUCGAGGAGGUAGCAGAUUUUCUGUACAAAUUUCGGCUCACAGAGGAAACAUCAAAUACACUGGACUCAACGCACCAUGCUCUAGUGCGGAACUAUCUCGACAACAAGUGCUAUGGACAGCUAAUCGACGUGUUGAACAAUCGCAUUGGAUACGGCGUUUAUUUGGAUGAUUACAGCGCCAACCUAACGCUCGAUCAACUGAUCAAGGAGAAAGAGUUCCGUUAUGCGGCACGUGUCGCCACCCUGCUAGCGUUACAGGAGGACUUUUCUAAUCCCAUCACAAGAGCACUUGCGUUGUACAGUUGCUAUCGGUACGCUAAGGCACCGGAUGCGGAGCAUUUUGAGGAUCUUACACCAGCAGAACCGCAGGCAGGCGAAGUUGAGGGACAAAACAAGAAGAAAAAGAAAGAAGAAAUCAAAGUGAGGGUAAAGUUCUUGCGAAACGAAUUUUUCGACGAUCACUUUGAUCUGACCGAUAGCCAGCUGUUGCUCGGUAAAACGUUCGUAGAGCUUGGUCGCAACUACGAUGGUGCCAGUAGCAUAAUCGGUACGAACUGUAGACUGUUGGGUCUUACAAUGUACAAAAAGUAUGAUCAAGCAAUGGCUUUCGUAAAGCAACUCGAAGGCAAGGAAUUAAAUGAGGAAGUGCUGCAAAUGAUGCGAAGUGCACUGGAGAAGGAAUCGAACAAAGAGGACGAAAAGUAUAUGAACUUCUGCGCGAUGGUUGAUAAGAUAGAGGCUAGUGUGAAGCUGAGCAAGGACAGUUUCGAAAAACUGAUCCUUGAGCAAGUAAACAAAAGUGUUGGAGCGCUGGAAAAACAACAAAUAGAGUCACAAGCCAAGCUCUACACGGACUGGUGCAAUCUUCGACAGCAACGACUGGACGAGGAACUGAACCGAAUGCAGCGUGCUAAGCGACUGAAGGAUAUGGAACAGCUGGCUAUUGAUAUGGAGAAGGAAGAGCAAAAGCUUUGGUUCUUUGAGAACGAGGAUAAGAUCGAUCUAGAGAUUGACAGUAAACGGGUGUACUAUCCUAAACGGUGGUUCGGCAAGAAAAAGAAGCCACGUACGGUUGACGUUGACUACGUACCACCAGAAGUGCGGCAGCGUAACUAAUCUGUAGAACCGCACCAGUUAAGUAAAGUGUAGCGUAAAAUAAAUAAGGAUAGAAAACGCUUGAA
Messenger RNA from Anopheles funestus (African malaria mosquito), 1510 nucleotides. RefSeq lists its product as uncharacterized. Gene Ontology annotation, cellular component: mitochondrion. The coding region runs from base 84 to 1445 and encodes 453 amino acids. The record is from RefSeq and is a predicted model, not a curated record. Lineage: Eukaryota; Metazoa; Arthropoda; Insecta; Diptera; Culicidae. The transcript is spliced from 2 exons.